Molecule: messenger RNA, 11673 nt
Organism: Podarcis lilfordi (Lilford's wall lizard)
Lineage: Eukaryota; Metazoa; Chordata; Lepidosauria; Squamata; Lacertidae
Source: the annotation of a GenBank genome assembly
AUGAGCCAAUCCUACUCCUCCAGCCAGAGACUCUCCUCAUACCGCCGCACCUUUGGUGCUGGCUCAGCCUCACCUUCCUUCCCACGCGCCUCCUUCGGUAGCAAGGGCUCUUCUUCCAGCUCCGUCUCCUCUCGGGUCUACCAAGUGUCCCGCAGCGCUGCGCCACCCAGCCUGUCCAGCUUCCGAGCCAGCUACUCGGCCCCACUGCGCUCAGCCUACCAGGGUGCCGGCGAGCUCCUUGACUUCUCCCUGGCCGAUGCCAUGAACCAGGAGUUCCUGCAGACGCGCACCAACGAGAAGGUGGAGCUGCAGGAGCUCAACGACCGCUUCGCCAACUACAUUGAGAAGGUGCGUUACCUGGAGCAGCAGAAUGCGCUCAUGGUGGCCGAAGUCAACCGGCUCAAGGGCAAGGAACCCACGAGGGUGGCCGAGAUCUACGAAGAGGAGCUGCGGGAGCUGCGGCGCCAGGUGGAGAUGCUGACCAACCAGAGAGCACGUGUUGAUGUGGAGAGGGACAAUCUGCUGGAUGACCUCCAGAAGCUGAAGCAGAGGUGAGAUUAAGGUGCCAGCAGCCCUUGCUGCCAUGGGCUGGUUGCUAAGCUCAUCCCCUCCCCUCCCCAUGCUUGCUUGAGUAGCUGGGGCUCUUUCCUUGUCCUGAGCAAGAGGCCUUCCUUGACCAGAAGCAGAGUGAACAGGGCAAGGCAGGGCAUAUUGACUUUGCGGUUGUUAUCAUCUCCCAUCCCUGGCCUUUCAAAAAGAAAUACAGAGGCUCGGCUACCUUUUGCCACCCUUGACCAGGGCCUUGGCCAUUGAGAGUGCCUUGCCUAUGCGCUGGGCAUCCUUCACCCUGAUGCUGUCCUUUUCUCCAAACUACCCUACUCUGGCCCAAACUGCCACCAACACUCACCCCAGUCCUUGCCCAAGACUCCAAUCCCUUUCAUGGAAGGUAUCUAGGUGUUCUUCUUCUUUGUAGAAAGUUGAUCUUAAAGGCCUUGACACCCGAGGGCUUCUAGAUAACUGAUGCCCCAGGACUGUGCUAUAUCUCAGACAAGUGGGUCAUUCUCCUAAGGCACAGCAAAAACAUGCAUCUCUUCCCCAUAUAGGCUCCAAGACCCCAUGCCAAGUUGCUUAUUCUUAGAACAGGGUUCAGGGUGUGUCCAGUGAUGGUACAGACUCCUCUGCCGCACCAGCCCUGCCUCUCACUUUUAAGCUUCUUUUAAAUCUUUAUAAACAUAAGAAGCCCAGAUGGUUUGGUAAAACGUAGUCAUUUGUUGUAAAGAGGCACAAUCAGGUUUAAGUGCAUCUAUUUCUGUCUAAGGGUCUUCAGAAAUUUUUACACUAGUUUAGAGAGUUAUAUAUUUUAAAGACACAGUGUGCUGAUGAGACUGUGCUAUCUGUCCCCCAAGCCAAGAAACCCCACCACUGCUUUUAUUGAGCUAAGAAACCCCACCACUGCUUUUAUUGAGCUAUUGUGUUCAUUAAACACUCUUGUUUUGAUUUGGAAGAUGUGGAUAACUGAGCACAUGUAUGCCUGUACCAGAUGCACACACAUGCAGGUAGUGUUUAAUGCUUCAGUAUUAGACACUGAGGUUUGUUCUCUCAUGAGAAUAAAUCUUGCCUGAAUUCCCAACCAAAAGUGACUGUUAUGCCCUCACUAUUUGAGACGAAAACCAUUUGACACUUGGCCUGCAAACAGCUGCUUACACUUCUUAUCAGAUCACCUCUUGUCCUCUCUUUUGAUAAGCUGAAAAGACUGAGCACCUUACUCCUAAGAUUAUCUCUCAUUCCUAAAGUCACUCUUAAGCCUUUUCUCUGUCUGUUGCAAACUGUUCAUUUACAUCCCAGCUCCAGACAGGAUCUACCAAUCACAGGCCUAUAAAAUGGCCAUAAUAGUAGCCUACCUCAAAGGAUUGGUGUAAGGACUAAUUGAGAUAAGAAAACAUUGCAACCUUUACCCUGGUCCUUAGGAAUAGGGUAGGCUUUAAAAAUAACCAACUCCAAGCUACGUGCCCCAAACAUGUGCACAGAUAUUUGUGGGAUGGUCAUAAGAUCUUGUUUCCAGAUUUUGCUCUCGUCCUUCAAUUAAUAUGCUGAUGAGCUGCAGCAGGUACAGUGGUGAGGAUGCUAACUUACCCAGCACAUCAUUAAUUGUCUAAUCCAGGGAUGGAAAACCUGUAGCCCCCCAAAUGAGUUUUUUCUUUCAUAGAAUUGUAGAGUUGGAAGGUACCACAAGGGUCAUCUAGUCCAACUCCCUGCAAGACAGGGAUAUUUUGCCCCACAUGGGGCUUGAACCCACAACCCUGAGGUUAAGAGUCUCAUGUUGUACACCCUGAGCUAUAUGGGUUGUUGGACUCCAGUUUCUCAGUCAGUAUGGCCCAUGAUAAGGAGUGAUGGGAGAAUUUCAACAACAUCCAGAGGACCACAGGUCUUCAUCCGGUGCCAAUCCUGAUUUAUUUCCUUCUCAGCAAUCUCUCCCCUAGCUCUUCAGUGGCAAAGCAUUACCAGUUAUUGGGAAGGGCACCGUUCCCUGCAGCUCAUCCUAUUUAUUCGGCCUAGUUCCCAUCCGUACCAGCCCCCAAUACCAAGGGUUGGCUAUGCAAGUACAGGAGCAGCUGCCCCUGGUGGGACUUCCACCUUUUCCUCCUGAGGGAAGCUCCAUGCCAGCAUUCACCAACACCUUUCAGAUGUUUGGACUACAAUUCCCAUCUGCCCCAGGGAGGGCAGCCAUGCUGGCUGCGCCUGAUAGGAGUUGUAGUUCAAAAUUUCUGGUGAAGGUUGCACGGUUUAAUUCAAGACCUCUGGUGAAGGUUGCACUAUAUCUUUAGCAGCUACAUAGGACACAAGAAAUGCAGCUGUUUCGGUGAAGUGAUGCAAUCACUUAGAAAGCCAGACUUGCUCAGUUUCUCCUGCCAUGCCGGUUUUACACUGUUGCAACCACAAACCAUAAAUUCCAGGUCAGGGCAAGAAGAAGUAUAUAGAUCACUAGGUACAGGACUUCUGAGCAUGAGUCAAAAUGAAGAAGAAUAAAGUCAACUUCAGGCCUGCAAGUGAGUCACAAGCAGCACCAAACAGUGAAGCAAGGACUCCUUCAACACUGCCCCCCUCCAUUAAAGCAGCCUUCUAGGUAGCAAUGGAUUCUGGGUAAUGCUGGGUAAUAAUUCAGGGCCUGGGGUGAGAAAGUUUAAACAGCCUCUUAGAAAUGUAGGCCCUUGAGGGGGAAGCAUCUUAGUAUCUUCCUUUCAUGAAAGAUGAGGCCUAGUCCCCCAAAACCAUGGCCAGCUUGAGGGAAUCGGACACUCUAGAUUUUCUCCUCCUGAUUUAGCUCCCUUAUGACAGACAGGGCACAACUGGGCACAGCCGGAAACAGGGAAUGCUGAGCCAUCAAGGCUGGGCACGUUGACAGGAAAUCCUGGCAUUUCAGAAGGAUAAAGAAAGGAGAAAUCAUGAUAGAGGGUCCCGGGGAGCAAAGACCUCUCCCAGGCCGCACUGGGGGAAGUCUGCAUGACAAAGCUACGCCUGCUGAUCUGCUCUCUUCUGCGCAACUUUGAAAGUUGCAGGAGCCCUGCUCGUUUUGGUCCCCAGUUGUGGUCACAUCCACACAUAUUUAGAGCACACUUAUACCACUUUUAACAGUCAUGACUUCCCCCAAAGAAUCCUGGGAACUGUCAAGGGUGCUGGGAACUGCACGUCUGUGAGGAGGUCUCUUAACUCUCAGCACCCUUAGCAAACUACAGUUGGGGGAAGUCAGACCUGCUAAAGUAGUAUGAGAGUGCUUUAAAUGUAUGUUGCAGGCGUGGCCUGCGAUGGAGCACUUUUGCAGUGAACUGUGAACUCCAUGGCCCUUUGUAACCACAGGGAAGAAGCUGGUCCCUCUGCUUGAGGGUUAAAUGCUCUAACAGAGCACCCACUCUAGUUGGAAGUAUAGUAAAUCAGCCACAUUAGGAUAGUACUACACAAACAAGAGUGCUACUUACCAAGAGUACUACACAAACACUGAUGCUGUAGUAGUCUUUGGUAGCUUUUUCCAGUCUGGUCCUGGAUGUCAGAAGCUUAGAACAGUCUGGGACCAGGGCCUUGCAGCCGCCACUGUAAAGUAUGUGGGGGCUUAGUGUGUGGAGUUCAAUAGUAAAGGGAUCAGUAUUUGCCAAAAAGUGGAUCCCAGUGCUGUCUGUGAUCAGAGUUUCAGAUGCCCACAGCCUGCCCUUAGUGUCCAAAUUCCCCCCCCCACCAGGUGAUGUCACGCAUCUUCCAUGUCAAAACGCCUGGAAGACCAUCCCUGGCAUUCUGGCACCUCAAUGGCAUUCCACCUGUCCCCAUAUCUUUAUAGCUCAUGCCAUGCCUUUGCCAUUUCCCAGUACCCCAGGCUGGGGGUCCACAUUAUUCCCUGGAAUCCCAGUCUGGAGACCCCUCCCCUCUCAGCACUUGUUCCAUGAUUCUUCUUUGUAGUCUCUGCCCUGUCCCAUGCUCCAGGCCCGCCUCUGUGCAGCCAAGCACUGCUACCCUAAAAGGGAAGGGGGAGUGAGCAUUAUCCACAAGUGAGCUCAUGCCUUUUGUGCCUGGGCCUUUGACUAUAACAGGCAAUGAGAGGACAUGUUCCAGCUCCCAUCCCUGCCUGGCUCCCAGCCAGAUCCCACUCCACCCCCUGGAAUGCAAGAGAAUCGCUCAUUCCAGACGCACACAUUACUCCUGCUGCUUGGAUGGAGUCACAGGUCACGGGCUCCAGGGGAGCCACACACAGGCUUUAGCCCCCUGGGAUGUGUGUGUGCAAUGCAGUGUUAUAUAUCCAGGCCUUGGAGGGCCUGGUUCAUCUGUCAGUCUGACACCCCUCCUUUCUGCCUCACUCUCCCAGGCUGCAGGAGGAGAUUCAUCUCAAGGAAGAAGCGGAGAACAACUUGGCUGCUUUCCGAGCUGUAAGUCCAGACCUUACCUGGGUUGCCUCUGGUGUGGUCAGUUGGGGGGUGGGUAAGUGGGUGUGAAGGAGAAAAAUGCUCAUGAAAUAACAGGGCAAGUCUUGCUCCAUCGAAAGUCAAUGGUCCCACUGUCUGACAGAGGCUGUUUGGGCACCAUAUUCCAAACAGCAAAGUUUUCCUUGUCGGAGCAUUCACAAGGUCUGGGAAGAAUGUAUUGUUUCUCUCGCCCCUUCUGCUCAGCUUCUUCCUAAAGUUUAGUGCCACCCUUAAAUUAAUGCAGCGCCCUCUACUGUUUUACAUUCUCUCUCUCUCUCACUGUAUAGUGCAACAUCAGUUAACAAUCCAACAUGUAUAACCUUUGGGUGUGAAGUUUUGUUCUGGACUGAAGUUUUCAGUCAUUCUGGGGUACCUAUAGCAAAAUGGGUGUUGAGGGGCUCCCUCAUGGGUACAGAUCUUCAGAUUAAGGGAGAUAUACAAAUAAUAAUAAUAAUAAUAAUAAUAAUAAUAAUACAUGUAUCAGCUCCCUUUAAGUGGUGUUCAGCAGGGUCAGGCAUGAGUGCCAGAAAAUGAGUGUCCUGCUCCUAGUUCAGGGAUUGUGGAUUGGCCCUGAGGGACAGCUCAUCCCACGCAUUUCCUAAACUUACGAUUGGCUAAAUUCCCAGAUGUUGUUAGUUAGCGAUCGGAGGGGCAGCUUCAUGGUCUUUUCAUAAGCAAAUAGUUAAACAUAAGCAUCUUUUCUCCUUAACAUAUUUGUGCCACGCUAACAGUGAAAAAUGACCAUGAAACUGGGAAAGUAUCACUGAGAGGAAGGAACUCCAAGUGCUUGAAUAAAGAUUUAUUUCAAGCUCAACACAUUUUGGAAUAAUCCUUUUGGAGAUUUGCACUCCUGAUCAAGUACAUAAACCACUUUAAUAACUUGUAUUGGAAAAAAGCAUCCAAAAUGACAUCUACACAAACUACUAGAACCAGUAGCCUUUGCAGUUGGAUGUUGCUUCUAUGCAGGCACCUGACUGCACAGGCAACUGGUUCUAGUUUAUAAAAAGAUGCUUUUUUGAAGUUACUAUGGUGGUUUGAUGCACUUCAUCGGAUUUGCUAUUCAGAAUGUGCCUCCAAAUAAGCAUUAUUCCAAAACAUGUCAGGCCUGAAAUAAAUGUUUCUUCAAGGACCUGGAGUUCCUUCCUCUCCACCUCACCCCCUAAAAUAGUGGCCAGCCUCUACUGCAUUUAUUACCCUUGAAACCAAGUCUCCUUUUUUCUGCCAUCACAGGAUGUUGAUGCAGCCACUCUGGCCCGCAUUGACUUGGAGAGACGUAUUGAGUCACUGCAGGAAGAAAUUGCAUUCCUCAAAAAGGUGCACGAAGAGGUAAGUGUGUAUCUUUGUAAGUGCCCUUGCAGCUCCUUCCUUAAAAUGACGGCUGCCAUAAGGGGAGUGGCAGAUGGAAAGAGGGGGAGUCAUUGACGGGGAUGGUGACUAAGUAGGAGUGGAGAUGGAGGUUUAGCUAUAGGGAUGUGGGUGGAACAUGUUACUAUGCUAUAAGACUUAUCAGUCUAGCCCUACUUGCACUGGUCCUGAUCUUCUGCUGCCAUUGGUUCCUCCAGGAAAUCAGAGAGCUGCAAUCACAGCUACAAGAGCAGCAAGUCCAGGUGGAGAUGGAUGUGUCCAAGCCAGACCUGACAGCAGCACUGCGUGAUAUCCGUGCCCAGUAUGAGACCAUUGCUGCAAAGAAUAUCUCUGAAGCUGAGGAAUGGUACAAGUCCAAGGUAUGGGACACCCACUCUCCUAGGAAACAAGUUGCAUUGGCAGUGGGGUCAGGGGAGCUUUGUGCGGGCUGUUGCUUAUGGUAUGGUAAAGGUUUGUUUCUUAUAUUAAUCUGCACACACACCUUAUCUUAUCCCUUCUCUCUGCAUAUAGGUGUCUGACCUGACCCAGGCAGCAAAUAAGAACAAUGAUGCCCUGCGCCAAGCCAAGCAGGAGAUGAUGGAAUAUCGGCACCAGAUACAGUCAUACACCUGUGAGAUUGACGCACUCAAGGGCACGGUGAGGUGCCAUGCCAAGUUGAUGGCAGAGUCAGAUCACGUAUUCAAGUAUUUCCCAUUGAGCAACAUUUGCCCCCACGUCAAUUGAUGUUAAUCACUUUUUACUAAUGUCACUAAUUAGUGAUAGUGAGGCGUAAGAGACCUGUGCAAGACACAAAAAGGACUUUUGAUUUUACCAGGCUGCAUUUCUGUGUUGAUGGCUGAUGUGACUGCCAUUCGCAGCCCUUUUGAGAGGGCCUGUAGCUCAAUGAUCAAACACAUACUAUGCACAACUGAGGUCCCAGCUUCAAUCUCGGGCAUCUACAGCUAAAGGAUCUCAUGUGGAAGGACUAGUAAACACCUCUGGAUGAGAUACUAAAGUCCCUGCCAGUCAAAAUAGAGAUCAGGGUAGCCAAUAUGGUGCCCUCCAGAUGUUGGAAUCUACCUCCCAUGGCCAGUGGGAUAUGUCAUCUCACAAAAUCUGGAGGGUCUGUUUUGCACUUCCUUGAAAUUCAGCAUACUGGAGGUGGAACAGAGUUGUUCUUUUCUGGGCUUUUGUGGAAGCUCUGGCUUCUUGAGUCCUGCCUCCUUUCUUGAUUGCCAGUCCUGUCCUCCCACUCUGCAAUUUCCCCUCAUUCAUCAAGUUUAGUUCUUACUCCUCUAAAAUGCUGUAACCCAUCCUCAUCCUGCUGCUAUGAUUUUCAUCAGAUAACUGCAGCUAGAGAACAAAGAAUCUGAGACGUGACUAUUGUUCUCCUACGCAGACACAUACAGAGGUUCUGAAGUGCUUAUUUCCCCAUUUUAUGCUUCCAGAACGACUCCUUGAUGAGACAGAUGAGGGAGAUGGAGGAACGUUUUGCUGGCGAGGCUGGCACUUAUCAGGACACCAUCCAGAGGCUUGAAGAGGAGAUCCGACACUUGAAGGAUGAGAUGGCAAGGCACCUGCGCGAGUACCAGGACCUGCUCAAUGUCAAGAUGGCCCUUGAUGUUGAGAUUGCCACUUACCGCAAGCUGCUGGAGGGUGAAGAAAGCAGGUGAGUGCUGCCCCCCACCUGCAAUUUUUCAGGCCUGGGACAUGCAUUUGGGCACUGUCUGAUAGUUUAAUCCCAGAUAUAUUUGCUCUGAGGAACUGCAAGCAGCAGAUUUUGAGCAGCUGACCCUGCGGUCCUAGUGUGGUGGUGAGGCACAAAGGCCCAUUAUAUUCCUUGUGUUUCCUAACAGCAAAGAGGGACUGUAGUUGGGAAGAAAAUUUGCUCUUCUAUGGUGACAUAUGAUUUAAUGCUCACCCAGACUUCUACUUGUCCCACCACGUCCCCUGGGAAAACUUGAUCUUUACUGUUGAAUCAAAGCAAACGUCAGUUGGGUUUUCCUCUGAUUCAAUGCCAAAGAGCAGGUAUUCCUGGAGAAAGCUGUGGGGCAAACAGAAAACCAUUCGGACCUGUGUUUUCUAGGCAUGGGGCAAGUGGACGUGUGGACAAGCCAUAAGUUAACCUUCAGCUGUGAAAGAAAGAGGCUAGCUAAUAUCUCAAAGGUCAAAUUGCACCUUGUUUUCCCCCCUUUUGCUAAAUAUGUUGGUGUACUGACGACCAUGUUUUAGAAUGAAGCUGGAUGAUGUGAGAAGGAGCAGGUUUAGAAAUCAUGAUGAGAGAACUGGAAACGAUCUUCCAGUAAAUGAGCAAAAGGCACACAGUCUGUUCAUAAAGAGAAGUGGAAAGUGGAGCAUAGUGAUUGUUGGUUCAGGGCUGUUAGACCAAAGGGAGUCUGAGUAGGAAGAAGUCCGUGGCUGAACUGACUCUCCUCCUCUCCUUUUCUGUGUAGAAUUUCACUGCCCAUUCAGACUUUUUCUGCAAUCAACUUCCGAGGUAAGUUACAUAAUGCCUGUGCGCAUUAUGCAUUUGGUAAAAGAAAGAGGGGGACGGGGAAUGUUAAUGUGUUCACUUAAAAAGAAAAAAGAGAAGAGCAGCAGUUGAAGAGUCAGGCCCAAUUUAGGGAGCAUCAAAUGGUGGUGAGUUACAUGCUAAAUAUCCCUGCUAGCACCAGCAUAUGCAAGGGAAUGGAGCCAUUUGGAGGGCAAAGUGGGGAGGGAGGGGUGUUUUUCUGUUAAAAAGUGUGCCUCUCCCAACAUGCCCCCCCCCCAAGUUCCAGACAUGCAUUUGCAAGGGUAAUUGUGGCUGAAAGUACCCAGUAGAUGGACUGAAAGUAGUACCUUGGUUAAGGCUAGGGGUUAAGUUUCAGCGGAAGAGAAGGAGGUGGAGGAAGGAUGAAGCAUUUCCUUCCACCCUCCACUUCUGGAUUUCAAAUCCACCUCCAAAACGGAUUUGCCCUACAGCUGAAAAUCCUACAACUAACACUUGGUGUUCUGUUACAUGCAUUUGUACACAACAAGUAGUUCUACCUGGAGAUGUUCUGACUGCCUCCUGAGCUGAACAGACCCCAUCUCUCCCUCUGAGCGCCCCCAGUGUCCUUCUGACGCAUUUGUUCUGCACUGACAUCAUGAGCUGAUGCCAGCAGAGAUGACCACUGCUUUUCAAAUAAUAUAUCAAAGCAACAACAACUCCCCAUGUAUAAAACUAAAUUAUAAAGGCUGAAAUUCAAUGCAAUACAAUAUUUACUCAAUACCAUGACAUGUUAUUUUAGCUAUGUAACAAACCGUUGCAAGUCCAUCACAUAUCAUCAUCCAAUUCUGUGUUCUGAGACUUCUGCUCUUCACCCAAAUGCAUGUUCCCUUAGAAGAUUAUUCAAUCAAUAAUAGGUUAUUCAAACAGUUCAUUUGGCAAAAGUUCAAAGCCAAAUCAGUAUCAUUGUUGUUGUUUCCAAUUCUGACUCCGACCUUGGCUUGGAGCUGCUGCUGCAGCUGAGCCAGCAAGCUGGGUUUGGAGAUGGCUUGCAUUGCCACAAGUGGGUAGUGUUAUAUUUGGUUGGGAAGGGAAAGAGGAGGUACACGAUGUGGGGGUGACUUACGUUCAUGCCAGAUUUUUGGACAGUCAUGACUUACCCCUUGAUUGGAUGAUGCCAGAGCCACCUUCCUCAACUUGUGGGCUGGACUACAACUCCCAUCACCUCUGAUUGUAUGCCAUGCUAGCUGGAGUUUAUGGGAGCUGCAGUCCCAGACUUCUGGAGAGGACAUCCUUGGGGAAGACUGUGCUAGAGCAAUGCCAAAGGUGGUCUGUGGUUAAAUGAAUAAAUGCACUGCGUGCCAAGGUGGCAAAAGAGUGUUUGCAUCAGUGCGUGUGCAUCCAUAAGAUGAAGCUGGGAGAGAAGGAAAGGGACUCCUUUUUGUUCUGCAAUUUCCAUAAUGUCUUCUAAGUUAAUAUACAGUAGUACCUUUGUUCUCAAACGUAAUCCAUUCCGGGAGUCUGUUCGACUCCUGAAACUGUUCAAAACCCAAGGUGUAGCUUCCAAUUGGAUGCAAGAGCUUCCUGCACUCAAGCAGAAGCCAUGUUGGACAUUCGGCUUCCAAAAAACGUUUGCAAACCAGAACACUUACUUCCGGGUUUGCAGCAUUCAGGAGUCGAUUUGUUCGGCAACCAAGCCGUUUGGGAACCAAGGUUUGACUGUACGGGAUAAGUGAAAACAAAGGCAGGGUUAAAUGGGGGAAUAUGCACAGUGGUUGUGGGGUGCUCACAACUGAAUGUGUCUAUGCCUACAGAGGCAUGUGCCCAUGUGGACCGGAGGAAGGUGUGCCUCUCUUAGUGACUUUUGAAACCACAGCGGGAGAUGGAACUUGUAGAAAGCUGAGCUGGUCAAGGGAUGGAAGCCGAUACUACCGCCAGGAAGAGGAGGCUUGUGCAAGGACUGGCAUGUUAUGAAAGAGGGAAAGGUGUUCUAGGAGGAAGAGGCUCUCAGCCACAGCCUGACGCUUUUUAUUGACCUUGCUCCAUCUUCAUACACCAACCUGAGCACAACCACCAGCAGCUGAUGUCUCUUUUCUCUCCUAUGUACAGAGACCAGCCCAGAGCAGCGAGGCUCUGAGGUCCACACCAAAAAAACAGUGACCAUCAAAACCAUUGAGACACGCGAUGGGGAGGUGAGUGGGCAGAACUGGAAAAGCCAGGGAGGUAGAAUGGGGGAGACAUGCAAACCGAUGGUCAAAAUGGGCUUGCGUUCUGGUUCUCUCUUCCUCCUCCCUCUGGAAUUGGGACAGCUGAAGUGAAAUCUGCUGAGGGUGCAAUAUAGGGUAGGGAUGGAGAACAUAUGGCCCUCCAUAGGGUGUUGGACUCCCAAUACCCAUUAGUGCCCUCAGCCAGCAUGGCCUGUUCUUAGGAAUGCUGCUGCAGUUCAGCAACAUAUAGCCAUUCCCAAAAUAGGGAGAUAUGGGAGUUAGCAGGGACAUACCUCUAGCUAGCUUUCUCUUUCCCCAGGAGCUAUGGAUGCCUAGGCUUGCAGGGAGAGGGAGGUCUGUAUGCCAAGGACUCGUGGGGGGAGGAGUGGGCUCAGGACCUAACUGACAUGUGAGGUAGCCAGGCUUUUCCUUUGGGCAGAUCCACACCAUACAUUUAAGGCACACCCAGUGCACAUUUAAAGUGCACGACUUCCCCUAAAGAAUCCUGGGAACUGUAGUUUAAGGAUGCAGGGAACUGCAACCCUGUUAGGGGAAUACUACAGUUCUCAGGAUUCCUUGGGGUAAGUCGCGUUGAAUGUGUUUUAAAGAUAUGAUGUGCAUCAGGACUGAAUCCCUCUCUCUGUCUUUCUCUUCCUUUGUCUAGGUGGUGAGCGAAGCCCUCCAGCAGCAACACGAAAUGCUGUAG